Messenger RNA from Spodoptera littoralis (African cotton leafworm), 2395 nucleotides. The record is from the annotation of a GenBank genome assembly. Lineage: Eukaryota; Metazoa; Arthropoda; Insecta; Lepidoptera; Noctuidae.
AUGGGUAGUCCGGAAGAAAAUGUGAUUGCUUGUGAAAGCAACGUGGUUGACAAUGCUGAUAAUGAAACAGCUGGUGAGAUAUCGGAGACAGAAAUAGGUGAUGUUACCGAAACAUCAUCAAAUGUUAACGAGACCAGUGCUCUCAACUCGUGCGAUGCCAACACUUCCAAAGAAGGUGAUGCCUCGGGUGUGGGUACUUCAAAAAAGACGAAAAAGAAAUUUCGCCAUGGCAAGAAAGGUCAUACACCUGCCAAGGACAACCCAGAUAGAAGUACCAUACGGCGCGUGAAUUACAUUGGUACGAAGUUCAAACAAGGAAGGAAGAGGGCUCAGAGCUUUCCAUCAAUCUCAAAGUUUUUCCUACCACAUAAGAGACCACGCAAGGAAGUUUUUAUACCACCUACAAAAUUUUUGCUAGGUGGAAAUAUAUCAGAUCCCCUUAACCUGAAUAGUUUACAGGAUGAGGAUAUCAAUAGAGCUAUGAAUGCAGUCACUCCAGAAUCUUCACCUCUACCUACACCACCUCGGCAUAAGGCUAAGAUCGAUGUCAUAAUUCCUCCAAACAUAAGGGAUCCAUUAAAUUUGAUGGAGCCGUUAGAUAAUGAAGAGUAUGAGAAGAGACUGGAGAUGCAGCAACGCAAGCCACGCAAGAAGGCACGGCUAAGGAGACGCACAACAGACAACACAUCUCCAGUUACUGAGGAGCCUCCUGAAGUGGUAGUAGAAGGUAUCAAAGAGCCACCACCACCGAGCCAUCCACAUCUGCAUGUAAGUCACGCAAAAGAUCUUGUAGUGACAGUGAUAACAACUCUCAGAAAGUCAAAGAUCCUAAGAAGUUGCGUAGGAUGGAUUCAUUAGAUAAGAUAGUAAGCCCAGUAGUGCCUCAGCCAGGAGCAUGGAUGCGGGCGCGGCCCCAACAGCGCACUGCACCACCAGAGCGCCCUGCGUCACCACACCGCACUAAACUAAAGAGUAUCUCUGAUGAAGACCAGAAGCUUCCAACAUUUCACCCCAAAAAUUCAAGAUAUCAGUAUGGAAAUUAUGACAGGUAUUAUGGUUAUCGGAACUUGAAUGCUAUGAUGGAUAUUCGGCUGCAAGUAUUUGAGAUGCACAGACAUCUCUUCCAGAACAAAGAUGUGUUGGACAUUGGAUGUAAUGUAGGCCAUAUUUCCGUAGCAGUGGCACGGACACUGGGUGCCCGGUCAGUUGUGGGGAUGGACAUUGAUCCAGUGCUCAUAGGGAGAGCAAGAAAGAAUCUGAGGUCCUUUAUUCCAGUUCCAACUGAACCAAAGAGGGAUGACGACAAGAAAAUGGACUUGGAUGAUGAUAAAAAAGGAGAUUGUGAUAAGAGUAAGGAAGAGAAGUGUGAAGACUGCAGCAUUGAUCAGAAACUCGACAAACACGACGACUUGAAGAAGGUCUCUGCGAGAAAGAUGCGAAAACCUCGGAAGAAUAGGAAGGCUGUUCAGAAACAAGAACAAGGCCAAUGCUUCUUCCCCAUGUCAAUGACCAUGUUGUAUGGACCACUCGGAGACUCGAGCGCAGAAGUCACACCACCUGUUUUCCCCUACAAUGUCACGUUUAAGCAGGGAAAUUAUGUUCCUCGCGAGGAAGUUGCGGUCGGAAGCGGUCCUGACAGUCCUCAGUUUGAUCUGAUCUUGUGCUGUCUACCACCAAGUGGAUGCAUUUAAAUUGGGGCGACGCGGGCCUCAAACGUGCCUUCCGAAAAAUGUUUGCCGAUCUACGUCCUGGCGGGAAACUGGUGCUAGAAGCACAAAAUUGGGCUAGUUAUAAGAAAAAAAAGCGUCUAACGCCUACAAUAUAUGAAAACUUUAACUCCAUUGAGUUAUUCCCGAACAAAUUUCGAGAUUACUUGCUGUCACCUGAAGUGGGAUUCAGUAAGUGCUGCAUACUAGGUGUGCCUCAGCAUGCGAGCAAAGGUUUCCGGCGGCCAAUACAACUGUAUAUAAAGGGCGACUUCACGCCGAGUAAGGCGCGCUGGUCGGACGCGUACGCUCCGUCGUCGCACCAUCGGCCCGAGGCCGAGCCCCCGCGCCGCACGGUGUACGCGCCCGUGGCGCCCGCUUACCGGCCUAGUGAUGACGCCCCUUCCUGCGGUGCAGCGACGCCGUACUCUCCUAAUCUGGAUUGCUCCGCGGAUGAUUCGCCAUUUUACAACCCUCGUAGCGAUUCAUACGCGCCAUCGUAUCAGCCCCCGCGGCCCACGGUGUAUGCGACGCUGCCAUCCCCGCUGAACACCGCGUCGCCUGCCGCAUCGCCCGCGGCCUCGCCAGCGCCGCACGCUUCCCCGGCGCCGGAUCCACUAUCUGCUCGCGGUUUUCCUGAGCCGCGACCUCAUGAUGAUAAGUCACCGCAGAGCGGUGCCUUUGUUUAA